Lactuca virosa is the source of this 621-nucleotide messenger RNA. The record is from the annotation of a GenBank genome assembly. NCBI's taxonomy places the organism in Eukaryota, Viridiplantae, Streptophyta, Magnoliopsida, Asterales, Asteraceae.
AUGGAUUUUAGGUCCAUUAAUUGUGUGUUUCUUGGUUAUAGUACUUCACAUCAUGGGCACCGUUGCUACGAUCUUCUGUCUGAACGACUCUACAUUACUCGACAUGUUCGAUUUCAUGAGCAAUGCUUCCCGUACCACAAUGUGCCUCCUACAACAUCACCAACGUCAACAUCAAAUCCUUAUGUUGCAUCUUACCCUACACCACCACCCACUACGGAUGACCUACAUACAACUACUUCACCACCACCACCCACUACGGAACCACCUACCCACACCGACACCAACCCGUCAUCGGUUCCGUCAACAUCCUUGCCACGGCCACCAUUGCUUCAUACUUAUCAACGACGAACCAAACCCACAACCACCACUCAUACGGACUCGAAGUUACCCGACUCACCACCGUCACGUCCUUGUCCAUCAAACCUUCGCCCUAAUCCCAAAACAACUACCAAAUUUCAAGCAACUACCUAUCACACCCAUGCCACCAUUGAAACAAAACCUGCUACCUUCAAAGUUGUUCAUAAUGAUCCAAAAUGGCGAUCUACCAUGCUUGACGAAUGUGUUCACGAAACCCCUACCUUUACAACGAUUUACUUUCUUACGAGACAAGCUACAAAUUGA